AUGAAGUCUCCAAGGUUCCUUUAUCCUGCCUGGCGGUGCAUCGCUGCAGCGUACGCGGCGGGCCUCACUGCGGCGCACGCGGGGCAGAUAAAGAAAUUGGAUCAGGCAGGCGCGGUCGUUAAAUUCUGCGAUCCUGAGUACAUUAUCAAUUGCAAAGCUAUCACUAGACGAAGACGGAGACAGGAGCCGUAUUUGACGAACUUGACAGCCACCACACUGCAACCCUUUUACAACAAUGUUACGAUUGUAGUUUCAUUUAAUCCAGAAAAGUACGGUGAUAUGUUCACUUUAAAAAUAAAAAUGUGUGAUAUGAUCAAAGUAAAAUGGUUGGAGCAGUACCUGAGCAAAUACUCUGAUGUUCCCAUAACCUGUCCAGUACCUGCAGGUAGUUAUAAUAUAUUCAAUAUGGAGUUUCCCCCGAAGAACUUUCCCAUGCCGCUACCAAAUGAAGACAUAAAUUUGAGACUGCUCAUGGAGGUGACAGAAACUAAACACUUAAUAUCUCACUGUGAAAUAAAACUGCACUCGUGA
Molecule: messenger RNA, 531 nt
Organism: Arctia plantaginis
Lineage: Eukaryota; Metazoa; Arthropoda; Insecta; Lepidoptera; Erebidae
Source: the annotation of a GenBank genome assembly